CGGCGACGCGGCUGCAAGCGCCGGUGAUGCCCCGUCCCCCUCCUCCACGCUCUUGGCACCCUUUGCACCCAAAGAGCGAACGAAAAUAACGCUGCUCCUUUCAAGAAAUCCCAGGACCGCGCCAGCUCGGGCUGCCUGCUGCCUCCCUCCUGCCCAUGGCUUCGGAGGCGGCUGCUAACCCGGGAGCAGAGCCCACGGCCCCCGCAGCCCCCACGGUUGGGAAGAAGAGCUGGAAGAAAGCGAAGGAGAAGCCCGAAGCCAGGGAAGAUGCCCAGGAGGGAGGGGACGAGGCGGCCAAAAUCGAGGGGCUCACGCGAGCCGGGCGCCAGGCGCUGGCACUGGGCGAUGCGCGGGAGGCAGUGGGGUGCUGCAGGAGGGCGCUUCGCCUCUCCGGGGGCACGGCGAGCCCCCAGCUCCGCAGGGCUUGUGCCUUCAACCUGGGGGUUGCCUACGUGGAGACCGGGAAGCCCAAAAAGGGCCUUGAGUUCCUCCUCCAGUCGCAGGCCUCGGAGGGAGAGAGCGGGGAGCACUCGGGGGACCUUUAUUUCAAUAUCGGGGCAGCUCACGAAGGGCUCCGGGACUUUCCGAAGGCUCUGGAGUAUUUUGGCAAAGCCACCGGCCACGACCGCGCGGCGCAGGCUGGCACGGGACACGGCUCCGGGGGAGCGAGGCGUGAGUAG
Egretta garzetta (little egret) is the source of this 680-nucleotide messenger RNA. RefSeq names its product tetratricopeptide repeat domain 24 (gene TTC24). The record is from RefSeq and is a predicted model, not a curated record. The transcript has 3 exons. Gene Ontology annotation, molecular function: protein binding. The coding region runs from base 156 to 680 and encodes 174 amino acids. NCBI's taxonomy places the organism in Eukaryota, Metazoa, Chordata, Aves, Pelecaniformes, Ardeidae.